Lucilia cuprina (Australian sheep blowfly) is the source of this 652-nucleotide messenger RNA. RefSeq lists its product as uncharacterized. The transcript is spliced from 2 exons. Bases 115 to 489 code for a protein of 124 amino acids. The record is from RefSeq and is a predicted model, not a curated record. NCBI's taxonomy places the organism in Eukaryota, Metazoa, Arthropoda, Insecta, Diptera, Calliphoridae.
AACAAAUUCUAAAAGAACUCACAGUUUAAUUGAUCUCCUAGUGCAAGUAACAACGCGAUUUAAUAAACUUUUUCAAAUAAAAUUAAACUUAAAGAAGUAAUAGCAUUUUACAAAAUGAGAACAUCAUCGGUUUUAUUAUUAACUAUUGUAGCUGUUGUCGCCAUUUAUGGCGGUUAUGCCAAAGCUAGUAUUAUACCACUUGGCGGUGUAGUUGUUUUGCAUCCAGAUGGCUCUGCUGCAGUGGCAGCCGCCAAUGAAGCAGCUCAAAAUCUUGCCAAUAGUAUACAAGAAGCUGGCAAUCAAGCUGUUAGUAAUGCUCAAGUUGCUGCUGAUGCUGCUGGUGUUAAUGCUCAAGCUAUAGUUGAUGCUGUCCAAGCUGCAAACGAGCGUGUUGCUGCUGCAGCUGAGGCUCAAGCUCAAGCAAAUGCUGUUGCUUUAGCUAAUGCUCAAAUUGCUGCUGAAAAUUUAGCUGCUGCUCAUGCUGUCUAGGAAAACAAAAUUAUUAUUUAAAAAAAAUGUUUAAAAAUACUUUAUUACUCGUGCUUGCCAGACAUUGAAGUACGUUUCUUUUUUGUUGGUUUGUUGGGCUUUGUUAUUUAUAAUGCUAAUCAAUGGCGACAAAUACAUGUUACCUGAAAUUGUCAUAAUAUAA